UGCAGCAUUUUACACGUCGCGCCCUUGAUCGGAAAUAAAACGCUUCAUUUUUUUUGUCUCUAAAAUGUUGGGAUCUGCAGAAUAUGGCGCCCUGUCCUUAUAAAAAUAAGACAGGCUGCCAUUUUUGUUUUCCUUUUGUCUGAAAUGUUUAAUAAAACUGUCUGAGAAUGUGGGAGAGGCAGACGCCAAGGAACUGGACAUUCAUAAGCCACGAAAUGCGAAUGUUCGCGUUCUUUUGCAAAGCGUUUUCAUUUGAUUUUGAUCAAAGACGACGUCUUUUUCAUUGGGAAUGAUUUCAAGGAUGCCAAUAGAAUAAAAGAAAAGUUAAAUAUGGCAGAACCUCGAUUUAAUAAUCCAUACUUCUGGCCUCCUCCACCCUCUAUUCCUGGUCAGUUGGAUAACCUCGUAUUGAUCAAUAAGAUCAAAGAGCAGCUGAUGGCGGAGAAAAUCAGACCUCCACACUUGCCGGCCACUUCUGUCCCUUCCCAGCAGCCCCUGCUGAUGCCGCCCACACCCACAGAAGGCGGGCAACACAAUAUAUCAACGCCCAAGCUUCAACAGAUGCCAGGACUCCAUGCUCACAGCACCUCACAGCCGGACAUUGCCCUACAUGCAAGACCCGCCUCAAGCACGGUAGCAGGUCGUAUUCUUGGUGACGUAAACUUAAACCUGGACGAUAAGGCAGCCAUUAAAGCAAGGGGAUUAUGGGAAGACUGGCAUUUGCGCCAAAUCAUAGACCAGCCUUCCAGAGCAAAUCAUCUGUCAGGACUGUCACUGAGUUCAUCACGAACUGCCAACCACAACACAUCAGAGUCCGCAACACCAACAACCCCAACCACUCCAACCACCAGCAGUCAAACCCGCCAUGGCGGCGCUCCAUCCCCAAACCUCAUCUCAGGACUGUCCUGCAUGCCCGGGAUGGAGGCUUUCAAAAACAGCGGAGGAUUGGCUGGACUUCUAGGUCCACCUCCGAAAAGCAUAGGACGGGGUCGCAAAAAGAUCAAAGCCGAAAACCCCUCUGGUCCUCUCUUAGUAGUUCCAUACCCAAUCCUGGCCUCUGGAGCUGACCAAUCAUCUGUUAGCAUCACUGCCAAAGAGGGCAAAACCUACAGGUGUAAAGUGUGUCCAUUGACGUUCUUCUCCAAGUCGGACAUGCAGAUCCACUCCAAGUCCCACACAGAAGCAAAGCCACAUAAAUGUCCUCACUGUACCAAGUCCUUCGCCAACGCGUCCUACCUGUCCCAGCACCUGCGCAUUCACCUGGGGGUGAAGCCGUAUCACUGCUCCUACUGCGAGAAUUCCUUCCGCCAGCUUUCCCACUUACAGCAGCACACCAGAAUCCAUACAGGUGAUCGGCCAUAUAAAUGUCUUCAACCAGGCUGUGAAAAGGCAUUCACGCAACUCUCAAAUUUGCAAUCUCAUCAGAGAUCACACAAUAAAGACAAGCCUUACAAGUGCUCCAACUGUUACCGUGCUUACUCUGAUUCUGCCUCCCUCCAAAUCCACUUGUCUGCUCAUGCAAUCAAAAAUGCCAAGGCUUUUUGCUGUAGCAUGUGUGGUAGAGCCUACACCUCAGAGACCUACCUUAUGAAACACAUGUCUAAACACACCGUGGUAGAACAUCUGGUCAGUCAACACUCUCCGCAAAGGAUCGAAUCGCCCAACGUCCCCAUCCGUAUUUCCCUCAUCUGAGCACUCUGAUCCUGCGGUCAGUCCUUCCCAAUGUUGGCAUAAGAAAGCAAAAUCGCCUAUUCUUGGUGGUUGACAUUUUUAGUGUUUAUUUGUUAGUUUUACUUUUGAGUACAUUCCAUAAGGUAUUCGACUGUGUGGAUAGAGGCUCAAAAAAGCAGCAGUGUUGAUUUUUAGGAAAGUUCUAUAGCACAUGUUCCUCUUGAACUCAGUGUUGAGUUAAGGGGGUAUGAUCGGGAAUCCAAAGAUGGUUAAGCAGCACUUUUAGGCCUCACAGUUUUGGCUUUAAACGUUUCUGGUCUGUUAUGACAAUAAAUGCAUUGCUCUUGGCAGCUAAACUUUUGGGAAUUUAGGUAUUAUGCAUUCAAAAAUCAUAACACAUACGUUGUAUGUUCUGAGCUUGGACCAAGUCCUGUACCUCCUCUCAUUUUUUCCUAUGCUGUCUGGGAAAAAUACCCUUCUUUUGGGCAACUCAAAGUUGGUUUGGAGACCAAUGGUCUUUCGCUUUGAUAAUGUCAAUCGCAAAAAUAACUUGAGCAUUAAAUUUAACUUUUUAAGAGGACUGUAAAAAAAAAAUAAAAAAUGCAGGGGACUUUAUAGACAAAUCAGCACAUUUAACAAGAUUUUGCAAGACUAAUUUCUUAGUGCUUUACACAUGUUGUGCUCGGGUGCCAAAAACAGAACAAGUAAAUGGCAUAAGAUUCGGCUUCCCACAUUUUGUCCCUUAGAGUAAAACAUUCAAUGGUUAUGCAAAUGGUCAAAGCUCACAAUACUAAAUAUGUUACAGGUCAUGUUUCACCCCAUAAUCAAGAGAAACAUUUUUUUUAUUAUAUUUUCCAUAAAGAAAAUGUAGUAUUUUUUUUUUUUAAGGACCUUUAAGAGUUUUGCAUUGUAUUUCAAUUACUACGUAUGGUAGUAUACAUCAUGUAGUAGUAGUUGUACUGAUUUAAUUUUAUUGUUACAAUUUUUUUUAUUAAUCUAAUAAUUUGAUUUAUACUUAAUUAAUUCGUUUAUUUUAAUGAAUAAAUUGUCAUGAAUAUAAUGUCAAAAUGAGUGGUCCUAAAAAUAAGCUUCUUUAUCUUGAUUUAUGCAAAAAUGUAUUUCAUUUUGGGGUGAAUAUAUAUAUAUAUAUAUAAUUUAGAAUAAUAAUAAUUAUGUAUUUUGCAUAAAGACAAUUAAGCCUAUAUCUAGGGUAUUUAAGAUUUUUUUUUCUGGACACUUAUGCACAUUUUACCCCCCAAUUCUCAUUACCGUAACACAUUUGGAUGUUUUACUUUUACUAUUCCCAUUUUUUUCAAUGAUGAUUCUCAUUACCGGAACAUUUUUAUACUGAAUUACAGUUAAAAAGAUGCUGUUGUACAAUGAUUUCUAAAAUUAAAAUGAUUGGAAAUGAAAGGCAGUACCAAGGUAGUAUUACUAUGAUAAAUACUUUACAAUGGAAAGUAUUUUUCUUCAUUGUUACCAUCAUGAAAAAUAACGUCACAAUGCAAAAAACCUUUAUGACCCUAAAAUAGGCUUCAUUUUCUGAAUACAAAGUAUGAUUUCUUAUGUGUUUCUUUUGGUUUUGGAGGAAAAUAGGACCAGGACAUUUUCUGGACAGGUGUUGUGGAAAUCACAUAAGCCGUUUUAAAUUUUACAAACAAGAUUGGACAAAAAAGCCGGAUUACAAUGUAGAGUUGCCCAUGAGGUUUGUAUAGCUGUAUUGAUGUCUAGAAUACCUCAUUGGCUUAUUAUUCAUGUUUAUACUUAUUAUCAUGUUGAAAUAUUAAAGACUAACGUGUUAAUUUUCCAUAUUUUAAGCCUUAAACAUUUUAUCACUAGUUGUUUACUGUCACAUUUUAUAUAUUUUAUACCAUAUUGGUGUUUACUUGUGUACUCAGUACUUUUAUGUAAUUUUAUUUCCUAGCAUGAACAUGCUGUAAAUAAACUUUACAGUGCUUAAGUGUUAACCAGUUUAUAUAAAAUUACUAAAUGUCUAGUUAUUAUAAAAUAUACCUUUUUAAUUGUUAAAUUGUGGUACUCGAUAAGGUUUGCUUUGGCUAAUACAUGCAGAGUCAAGAUGUGGAGAGAAAAUGGACUUUGUAAAAGUAACCAAAUAAAUAACUAAAAAAA
Molecule: messenger RNA, 3801 nt
Organism: Xyrauchen texanus (razorback sucker)
Lineage: Eukaryota; Metazoa; Chordata; Actinopteri; Cypriniformes; Catostomidae
Product: zinc finger protein 362-like
Exons: 9
Coding region: 331-1692 (453 amino acids)
Cellular component (GO): nucleus
Source: RefSeq, a predicted model, not a curated record